Lasiodiplodia theobromae is the source of this 945-nucleotide messenger RNA. Its product is annotated as Dermal papilla derived protein 13. Gene Ontology annotation, molecular function: catalytic activity. The record is from RefSeq and is a predicted model, not a curated record. The transcript has 3 exons. The coding region runs from base 1 to 945 and encodes 314 amino acids. Lineage: Eukaryota; Fungi; Ascomycota; Dothideomycetes; Botryosphaeriales; Botryosphaeriaceae.
AUGUCUUUCUAUUUCAAUGCUAUCAAUCGAAACAAGCGGUCCAUCACGCUGGAUCUGAAGAAGCCGGAAGGCCGACAAGUGCUCCUCGAGCUAGCGAAGACUUCGGACGUUUUAAUCGAGAAUUUUGUUCCAGGCAAAGCGGAUGAGCUGGGCAUUGGUUACGAUGUCGUUUCGGAUAUUAACCAAGCUAUAAUAUAUGCCUCCAUCUCUGGCGAGCCUGGUCAACUCCCAGUCCGACCAGGGCUGGGGAUGGUUGACAUGUGUACCGGUCUGUACCUUCACGGGGCAAUUCUCGCUGCGUUGCAAGCUCGUUCCCAGACCGGCAAGGGCCAGAAGCUCGAUGCAUCCCUGUUCGAGACCCAGAUAUCGCUGCUCAUCAACAUUGGCGCCAAUUGGCUGAACAUGGGGCUUGAGGGCAAGCGUUUUGGCAACGCGCACCCAAGCAUUGCUCCAUACAAUACUUUCAAGACGAAGGAUGGUUACCUGGCAGUGGGAGCGAACAAUGAUCGCCAAUUCAAAGUUCUUGCUGAAAGAUUGGGGAAACCAGAGCUGUUGGAGGACCCAAGAUUCAAAACCAACACCACACGGGUGGAACACCGUGAGGCCAUCGACACCAUCGUGCAGGAUGUGCUCACAGAGAAGACGAUCGACGAAUGGAUGAAAAUCCUGGAAGGGAGUGGUUUGGCGCAUGGCCCUGUAAACACCAUCGAGCGAGCCUUUGCACAUCCGCAGAUUCAGGCCCGGAACAUGGUGGAAUCGAUACCGUGUGAGGAAGCAGCCAAUGGGGAGGUGAAGGUAAUUGGCGUGCCAGUAAAGUUUGGCGAAACUCCUGGCAAGAUUCGGACAAGGGCGCCAUUCCUAGGUGAGCACACAGAUGAAAUUCUGAGAGAAAUCGGAUACUCGGAUGGCGAGAUUGCUGGGUUGAGGGAGAAGGCAGUUGUAUAG